Ochotona curzoniae (black-lipped pika) is the source of this 4546-nucleotide messenger RNA. RefSeq names its product kelch repeat and BTB domain containing 7 (gene KBTBD7). NCBI's taxonomy places the organism in Eukaryota, Metazoa, Chordata, Mammalia, Lagomorpha, Ochotonidae. Bases 239 to 2332 code for a protein of 697 amino acids. The transcript has a single exon. Gene Ontology annotation, molecular function: protein binding. The record is from RefSeq and is a predicted model, not a curated record.
CCACUGAGGGCAAGCUGAGCCAGAGAAAGGGCGUGGAAGUUAAAGAGGGUGAGUCAGGCACUGUCUACGCGAUAAAGGGACGAGGUGCCGGGCGGUAGGGCGGACUUACGUAGGCGGCCGGUGCCGCAGCCUGCUGUGAGGCGCCGCUGUCCCCGCGUCAGCGAGGGAAGGGUGAGGAGGAGCCAGAGCCGCGUCCCUGCAGCCGCUCUCGCCCUCACGCUCCGCCGCCAUCUCCACCAUGCAGUCCCGGGAAGACGCUCCGCGUUCUCGCCGCCUCGCCAGUCCCCGCGGAGGGAGGAGGCCCAAGAGGAUUUCCAAACCCUCGGUUUCGGCCUUUUACACGGGUCCCGAAGAGUUAAAGGACUCGGGCCACUCCGCCGCCCUGCUGGCACAGCUCAAGUCCUUCUAUGACGCGCGGCUGCUGUGUGAUGUGACCAUCGAGGUGGUGACACCUGGCAGCGGGCCUGGCACGGGGCGCCUGUUCCCCUGCAACCGCAACGUGUUGGCCGCCGCGUGUCCCUACUUCAAGAGCAUGUUCACGGGCGGCAUGUACGAGAGCCAGCAGGCCAGCGUGACCAUGCACGACGUGGACGCCGAGUCCUUCGAGGUGUUGGUGGAUUACUGCUACACGGGGCGUGUGUCCCUGAGCGAGGCCAACGUGCAGCGCCUGUACGCCGCCUCAGACAUGCUGCAGCUCGAGUAUGUGCGGGAAGCCUGUGCCUCCUUCCUGGCCCGCCGUCUCGACCUGGCCAACUGCACGGCCAUCCUCAAGUUUGCUGAUGCCUUCGGGCACCGCAAGCUGAGAUCCCAGGCCCAGUCUUUUAUAGCUCACAACUUCAAGCAGCUCAGCCGCAUGGGCUCAGUUCGGGAGGAGUCUCUGGCAGAUCUGACCCUGGCCCAGCUGCUGGCCAUCCUGCGCCUCGACAGCCUGGACAUUGAGAGCGAGCUGACAGUGUGUCACGUGGCCCUGCAGUGGCUGGAAGCCGCCCCCAAAGAGCGGGGCCCCAGUGCGGCAGAAGUCUUCAAGUGUGUGCGCUGGGCACUCUUCACUGAAGGUGACCAGGACUACCUGGAAGGGCUGCUGGCCAAGCCCAUCGUGAGGAAGUACUGCCUGGACAUUAUCGAGGGGGCCCUGCAGAUGCGCUAUGGUGACACGCUGUGCAAGUCCCUGGUGCCAGCGCCAAACAGCAGCAGUGCCAGCAGCAGCAGCAGCAGCAGUGGCAGCAGCAGCAGCAGCAGCAGUGGCAGCAGCUCUGUCGUGUCUGCAGCAGAAAAUCCACCCCAGAGGCUGGGAAUGUGUGCCAAGGAGAUGGUGAUCUUCUUUGGCCAUCCCAGAGAUCCUUUUCUUUGCUACGACCCAUACUCAGGGGACAUUUACACCAUGCCUUCACCUUUAACAACCUUGGCCCACACUAAGACCAUCACCUCCUCAGCUGUCUGUGUCUCUCCAGAUCAUGACAUCUACCUAGCUGCCCAGCCCAGGAAAGACCUAUGGGUGUACAAACCAGCCCAGAAUAGUUGGCAGCAACUUGCAGACCGCUUGCUGUGUCGUGAGGGCAUGGACGUGGCAUAUCUGAAUGGUUACAUCUACAUUUUGGGUGGGCGAGACCCUGUUACUGGUGUGAAGUUGAAGGAAGUGGAAUGUUACAGUGUUCAGAGAAACCAGUGGGCACUGGUGGCUCCUGUGCCCCAUUCCUUCUAUUCCUUUGAACUUAUAGUGGUUCAGAACUAUCUUUACGCUGUCAACAGUAAGCGCAUGCUCUGCUAUGAUCCCAGCCACAAUAUGUGGUUGAACUGUGCUUCCCUUAAGCGCAGUGACUUCCAGGAGGCAUGUGUCUUCAAUGAUGAGAUCUACUGCAUCUGUGACAUACCAGUCAUGAAGGUCUACAACCCAGCCAGGGGAGAGUGGAGGCGGAUUAGUAAUAUUCCCUUGGACUCUGAGACCCACAACUACCAGAUUGUCAAUCAUGAGCAGAAGUUGCUGCUGAUCACGUCCACCACCCCUCAGUGGAAAAAGAACCGGGUGACUGUGUACGAAUAUGAUACCAGGGAAGACCAGUGGAUUAAUAUAGGAACUAUGUUAGGUCUUUUGCAGUUUGACUCUGGCUUUAUUUGCCUCUGUGCUCGUGUCUAUCCUUCCUGCCUUGAACCUGGUCAGAGUUUCAUCACGGAGGAAGAUGAUGCUAGAAGUGAAUCCAGCACUGAAUGGGACCUGGAUGGAUUCAGUGAGCUGGACUCUGAGUCAGGAAGUUCAAGUUCUUUUUCUGAUGAUGAAGUGUGGGUGCAGGUAGCACCUCAACGAAACGCACAGGAUCAGCAGGGUUCUUUGUAAAUAUUUUGAAAGUACUGAGGUGUCUCUACUGCGUUGUGGAACAUACCUUGACAAGAUUCUUUCCUAAAACUGACUAGGACCACAGAUUUGAUUUAGAAAGGGUAAUAUUUUGAAAUACUAAUGUGAUGUUCUAAAAUGUAAACAGUCUGUGAAAUCACCCUGUUUAAUAAUUUACUCAGCUAAAAGCCCACAUUAAAAUAUGCAAAAUGAACCGAUUAGUAGCCUUUGUGAUUUUUUUCAUUAUUUGUGUAUUCCUUGUGAAAAUGAGUUAUUUUGGUUAUUUCUAGAUAUAUUUACAAAUAUAUAUUUGCAUUACCCUCAUGUAAAUUGUUAGAUUUGAUUUUCAUGAGCAAUUUACUUAUUUUAUUUGUUUAAUAGAAAAUUGGGCUCAGAAUUACUGGUAGAGUUUUAAAUAAUGAUAGCUGAUUUUCACAAUUUUACUCUAGUCCAUUUCUGGUACUGUAAAUUAAGUACAUUUUGUUAGAAUAAUGAUUAGUUUUCUUCCCUUUUGCAAGGAAAAAAAAUUAAUGUAAGUAUUGUUUACUGAAUAGUGGUUUCAUUUUGGUAAUAUGUACAAUGGUUUUAUAAGUUCAUAGAAAGUUUUAAAAAUCAGGAUUUCACUGUUUUAAAGGAUUAGCAAUUUUAUUUUGGAAUAUAAAAUUUGUAUUUAGUAAACACCAAUUUUGUAACUAAAAAAUUCCAUUCUAGUGUCACCAAAAUAUGCUUCUAAAUUGACUCCCCUCAACACAAAAAAGGAAAAUUUGUUUUAUAAAUUCACAUUGUGAUCUGUAUGUGAUACAUGCCUCAUGGAGUCAAAGCAACAAUCCUUGUUUUCACUAGAAAUUUGUUGGGUGAUUUAAAUUUUUUCUCUGUUGGUCAUGCCUUGUUUUAAUAGCUUAUUUGUGGUCUUAAAAUACUUUGGUAUUAGUGUUGAUGUUUCUCUUCAGCAAGAAGCAACUUAACUCUUGUUUUGGAAAUCUACAUAAGCUAAAAACAGUAUUUUAUUAGUAUUACUGGUCAUUUUGUCUUACCAUCUUUAAGAUCAAGUGCCAGCAAAGACCUUUAAACUUUAAGAUGUAUAUAAAACUGUUUUCUGUAUUACUUAAUAUUCUGUGUUUUGUAAGUCAUGUAAAUGUUUUUGAUUAUCAGCUUGAAGGUAUUUUUGUAUUAAAAGUUGACAGAAAACUUAAGUGGAUGUGGCAUUUGGGGCCAAUAGUAAAGUAUCUUUCCUCUAAAAUAUUUCCAUACUAAGUGGUAGUAUACACGGUUAUUUUAUUAUGGCAUUUCUGUUCUGUGUUUCUUUGUGAACUGUACUCCAGUCUUUGUUUCUUUCACCAUAAGUUAGGGAAAGUCUGGAAAGACAGACUAAAUUACGCAAAACUGAUAUUGCUAAAUAUGAGAAAUAUAGGUGCUUACCUUUUGAAGCUUUAUUAAUACACAUGGCUAUCACAGUACUUGUACACAUGAAAUGGUGUACAUAUACAUAUAUGAAUAUUUAUGGGAUAUAAAUUUUUCUAUGGCUGCUUAAAAUUAUCUUCCUGAAUCUUUUUUAAAUAACACAUUAAUCCCUCACCUGUGUUCUCUGUUGACAGACUUUUUACUGUCCUGUUAGAGCGCUGAGGAAUCUGAUUGGGAUGGGGAGCUGAAUUUUUUAAUGAACACAAAAAUGGAUAACGCACACACACAGUGUUUUCUAAGCCAUUUUAACUGGCUAUUUUAAGAACCUACAAGACAUUCCUGUUUAACAUUUCUACCAAAAUAAGAUAUCUGCUCUAGCAUUUCAUGUUUCUUCCAAAAUGUUACUAUAUUUUGUGGACUAUGGCUAAAUUUUGUCCUAUAUUGACUCCAGGGAUGUUAUGAGCACUUCUCUUAACAUAGAAUAUUAUUUCUCAAUACUGUUAAUUUUUUAUCAGCUUUUCAUUAAUAUCUUGUUGAUAGCUUUGUGUUCUGUGAGAUUGAGAUGUGGCAAUCCUUAUCUUAAGAGAUUAUCCAUCUGUGGAAUUAAGGUGUGCAAUUCAUAAAAGUUCUCUAAUUUGUCACUCUUAAUCUUUGAGUUACACUAAAUAGUAGUAAUAUUUUAUUUUACAAUAAGUUUCUCUUGGGGAGACUUCUGGUUUUGUGAUAUAUUCAUGAGAUAGGGAGUAGAUGUGAACCAUUCUUUUAUAAAGUGGUUUGUAUAUGGUUAGUUACAAAUAAAAUCAAUACUAGAACCCA